Histoplasma capsulatum G186AR is the source of this 360-nucleotide messenger RNA. RefSeq lists its product as uncharacterized. The record is from RefSeq and is a predicted model, not a curated record. Lineage: Eukaryota; Fungi; Ascomycota; Eurotiomycetes; Onygenales; Ajellomycetaceae. The coding region runs from base 1 to 360 and encodes 119 amino acids. The transcript is spliced from 3 exons.
AUGAGGGGUGGCAACUAUCACAACAGCUUUUUCUGGGAUAGGGAUACGGAGGAACAGGAGGGCCGUGUUGCCGAUGUCCAAGCAAGCAGGGCUCUGCCGCGGGCGGGUUUCCCCACGACGGAUCAGCUAGCUUUUAAUUAUGAGCUGAGCGAGGAUCAGAACAACAUCCUUCGCCCACCUCCCCUUUUCUUCCUUGACUUCUCCAAAGCUAACUUAUCAGAAAUGGGACAUCCAAAGCUUCAAAAAGUGGAGAUCAAAGACAUCUCCGCCAUGCCGCUUUUCACUGUACUAGUACUUUCGCCGCAAUGCGCACAACGCCCAACACACAUGGCGGUGGCGGAGAUGUGCACCCCCUUUUGA